AUGACCGAGAAUACCAUCACUGUCCAUUUCAUCUACGCUCCAAAUAACUUUCCUCUCGCGCACCGCCGUCCCCAACUCAAUGACAACGUCAUAAUUCAGUACAGACAGUCCGAUACUAUGAAACAGGGUGGUGGAUACGCUCUUGAAGCCCAGGAUCUUUUCCUAGGCUGGAUACGUGCCGGAGAUCUCAAUGCAAUUCGAAGCCUUGAUGGAGAAGAAUCCGGACUAGUCGGUAGCCGAGGCAUUCUCAAAGUAGUAAGGUGGCCAAAUAUUAAAAACCGGCUUGAGUAG
Letharia columbiana is the source of this 291-nucleotide messenger RNA. RefSeq lists its product as uncharacterized. The coding region runs from base 1 to 291 and encodes 96 amino acids. Lineage: Eukaryota; Fungi; Ascomycota; Lecanoromycetes; Lecanorales; Parmeliaceae. The transcript has 2 exons. The record is from RefSeq and is a predicted model, not a curated record.